This is a messenger RNA of Apiotrichum porosum, 1755 nucleotides long. RefSeq lists its product as uncharacterized. Lineage: Eukaryota; Fungi; Basidiomycota; Tremellomycetes; Trichosporonales; Trichosporonaceae. Bases 1 to 1755 code for a protein of 584 amino acids. The transcript is spliced from 5 exons. The record is from RefSeq and is a predicted model, not a curated record. Gene Ontology annotation, biological process: transmembrane transport.
AUGCACGUCCGUAUGAUUCUGGUCGUGCGAGCACACUGGUGGCAGAGAGAUUACCGGGGGGUGACCGGGCUGGCCCGAUUAAAGUGCGGAUUCCCGAGAUCCCGACCAUCUCCGAUCGCCGUUGGUGGGGGUGGAUCGCCUACUGGUGAACGGGAGAAGGGCCAGACUGUGGAGAUUCCAAGUCGAUAUUCCAUCUCUUGUGACAACCCUCCCUCCACCUGUCUCUUGACACCGUCUCUCUUGACCCUCCCCACAAACAGUCCUCUCCAGCCCAGGUCGCCUUCGCCAGCCUCCCUCCUCGCCACCUCGUCUGCUCAACAGCGCCCGCGCGCGCCAGACUCCGCCCGAGGUACGGGCCUGCGGCAUGAACCCCGUCCCCAUCCCCUCCACUUGUCGAUGCACUUUAACGUCUCAACGGCCGAGGCCCCCAGCACGAGGUUGAGCGAAGCCGCCGCCGCUGCUGGUGUGCCCACUACCGAACUCGCCGCCGCCGCCGCUGCAGCUGUACCAGCCCCCUUGUCCGCCGUGGCCAUGAGCGUCGCCGCCAACCCUGCCCCCGUGGCCAGCGCUGCCGGGCACGCCGCACAUCAAGUCGCCCACGCCGCUGUCAACAUCCACCAUCAUCCGCAGCACACCUCAGUACCGACCACUGCACUCCCCCUGCAUCCUGCCGUCCCCGCACCGCAGUAUGAAGAGGCAUACUAUGAGGACAUUGAGCGGGAGCCCGCGCUCACGUUUAGAGAGCGCGUGAGCGACUUUGUGCAGGACAACCAGACCGUCAUCAACACGUUCUGUGCUGGUGGUCUGGCCGGCGCGGCUAGCCGAACGGCAGUCGCACCGCUGGAGAGGUUGAAGAUUAUCUUGCAAGUUCAGAGCUCCACGCCUGGAGGCUCGGGACAGGCAUAUGGUGGCAUCGGGCCGAGUUUGGUGCGGAUGUGGAAGGCUGAGGGCUUUGCGGGAUUCAUGAAGGGCAAUGGCAUCAACGUCGUGAGACGCAAGGCUAACGGCCAGAUCCUGCCCUAUUCGGCGUUGCAGUUCAGCUCGUACGGCGUAUUCAAGACGUUGUUACGAACAUGGAGCGGUGAGGAGACGCUCUCGGCACCCCUGCGACUCAGCGCCGGAGCAGGUGCUGGUAUCGUCGCUGUUGUCGCCACAUACCCGCUUGACUUGGUGCGGGCUCGUCUGUCAAUUGCGACAGCAAACAUGGCCCAAACGGGCGCUGCUGCUGCGGCGUUUACAAGCGAGGAUGCCAAGCUCGGUAUGGUCGGUAUGACCAAGAAGGUGUACCGCACCGAGGGCGGAGUGAGGGGUCUCUAUCGUGGAGUGUUGGCAACAGCGGUCGGCGUGGCACCGUACGUGUCACUCAACUUUUACAUGUACGAGAACCUCAAGAACCUCGUGUUGCCGGCCGACCUCGAGAUGGGCGACGCAGAGUUUGCCGCGCGCAAGCUGCUAUGCGGUGGCCUCGCGGGAGCCAUCUCGCUCAUCUUCACACACCCUAUGGACGUGGUGCGCCGCAAAAUGCAGGUCGCAGGCCUCGCGGCUCUGUCGCCGCAAUACAGCGGCGCGAUCGACUGUAUCGCCAAGACGAUCAAGUCGGACGGGUUCUGGAAGGGCAUGUACCGCGGACUGGUGCCCAACUUUGUCAAGAUUGUGCCGUCCAUGGCCGUGUCGUUCUACACCUUUGACACGGUGAUGGAUCUCCUCCAGGACUGGCAGGCGCGGGAUGACGACGAUGACGACGACGUCGUAUAA